AUGUUAAGUUUUACAGAUAUAGUAUCAGAUGGCGAUCUGGUUGAUAUUUCAAAUUUGGAUGAAAAUAUAGAAGGUACAAAUUCAUUUGGGGUUAGCUUUUAUGAAGAUUUAGCUGAAGUCUCUAAUGAAGAUAAUGGUAAUAGUGGAGAAUUAAAUAUCUAUGGGGCUAAGGUUGUGGAAGAGAUUUCUUUUACUGACAAAGUAAAGUCUAUUCUUGGAAAUUAUUUGUAUAAGCAUUUUGAUUUUACUGGAAGUAUAUAUGAAGUACAUGAUAUUAAUCUCGGAUUUUGUGGUGAUAAUAUAGGUAAAGGGAAAUUAGAAAUGGUCAAAUUAACAGAUACUAAAAAGGCCUAUGGUUUAUAUUGGAAUGGUCAAUUAUUAGAUUUCCUUACUAAGAUAACUUUGAGUAACAGAGGAAAUCAUGCCUAUUUAUUUCCCAUUGAUUUCAUUACAGAUAUUAAUAUUAAGAUAUUACCAGAUGAAUCAUAUAUAAAUAUAAAGGCUGAAUAUGGUCUGCAGAAAGAAACAGCUUUUGUACACUUUUCUUUUAAUAACUCAGAGCAAGCAAACUAUUUAUACAAAUUACUUAUAAAGUGCAAAAAACAAGAAUAUAAAUAUGUUGAGACAGAAAUAACUAAAGAUAUUAAGAUACAUAAUAAUUGUUCUAAUUUAACUGAGAUCAAUAAUAAUAAAGUAGAAUUAAAUUUGUCAUCAUCAUCAUCAUCAUCAUCUAUAAUAAAAAGCUCAAAUAUAAAAAAUACUAUAAGUAAUGAAUUAGAUUUGGCAUUAAUAAGCCAUAAUAUAGAUUAUUUAUCCAAUUUUGAAAAAAUUAGAUCAAGAAGUUAUUCAACCAAUAUUUUAAGUGAAUCUGGGAAGUCAAGAUCUCAAGGAAUGGAGCUAUUAACAUCACCUAUUUCUAUACCGUUUUUAAGAGAAACAGAAACACUUAAGAAAAAGAGAUAUACAAUAAUUAAACAAGAUCAAGAUAACUUUCAAUCUGGAUUAAGUUCUAAUGACAGGAAUAAAGUAGAACAAGCAAUCUAUUCAAUCAUUGCUGAUAAUAAUAAUCCUCUAAAUACUUACUCGAAGUGUUUAUAUGCUAAAUCGAUCAUUGAUUCUAUCCUGGCAUCUAGUUAUAUAAAAAAUAUAAAUAAUUCAACUUAUAUUAAUUGUAGUAAUUUAAAAGAGAAUAAUUAUACUGAUAGCAUGACAAGCAAUAUGCCUGGUGAUAUGUCUACGAAAUGUAAAGGUAAACAAUUAUCUUUGGAAAUUGAUUCAAUACCAACAGAUUCGUUUGAAAAUAACUCUCUAAAUUAUAAUAACAAUGAUAUACCCUGUAAUCAAGAUAAAACAUUUACUUGUCCGAUCUGUUGUGAAAUAUAUCCUUUAACUAACAUCAUAUCAUUACAUCCUUGUGGCCAUACACUAUGUCAAUUUUGUGAAAAACAACUGAAUGAUACACUAUGUCCAUGGGAUAGAUGUAAAUAUUCAGUAAAUAUUCUAUGA
Messenger RNA from Cryptosporidium muris RN66, 1506 nucleotides. RefSeq lists its product as uncharacterized. Bases 1 to 1506 code for a protein of 501 amino acids. Lineage: Eukaryota; Apicomplexa; Conoidasida; Eucoccidiorida; Cryptosporidiidae. The record is from RefSeq and is a predicted model, not a curated record. The transcript has a single exon.